Messenger RNA from Hydatigera taeniaeformis, 1857 nucleotides. Lineage: Eukaryota; Metazoa; Platyhelminthes; Cestoda; Cyclophyllidea; Taeniidae. The record is from the annotation of a GenBank genome assembly.
AUGUUCCAUUUGCGUUUUCUCAUUAAUGUUAGCCUUCUUCUAUCAACGUUAGCCUCAAAAUCCACACUCAAUGACACCACUCUUUACCAUUUACACCACUUGGACCUUCAACAUGGCUAUCCAGUGGACGCGUUUGGCAAAAUGUUUGCAACUUUUGUGGUAAAAGCAGAGGGUCAACAUGGAGACAUCUGUUAUGUCAAAAUUGACAAGUAUAAAGAAGCAUCUAGGCGUUGCCAACGCGCAAUCCAAGCUCUGCAUGGCAUCUAUGGUGCCUUGGACUACGAUAAGAUCAUGCACAACUACUCGCAUUGGCCGUAUCCCGUAGGGGAGAUGCGAAGAGCAAACACAAGAACGAUGCAGUCAUGGUCACAGCAUCUGUUCAAGCAGACGUGGAUGUACCUACCCAUCUACUCGCAAAAGGACCUCACACCGGGGAGGCCGUUUCGGGACGUGGGUGGACUGAUUACCUCGGAGAGACUGGUGGCAAUUCGAGAGGUGAUGGAGGAGUGUGCGCAGUCGUUGGCGAGACCGUUGGGAGAGGGUGAGAUGCGGGACUGGGCGUGUGGUUAUGCAAAGUUUCUGGCAAUAAUGCAUGAGAGUGGUGAGAAUAUGCCAAAAGAUAGCAUUCACGUGGUCCCGAGGACUGACAGUCGAUCGAUGUCUGGUAAGCUACUAACUACUGAUUACAUAUGUUUUCUGUGGACUCUAUUUUUUUACGCACAAGCUUUAUUUUGGCUCCUCUUCUGCAAACAUGCAUGGGGUAAAGCUGUUUAUCUGCGCAGAGGCGAUUCCAGUUUCUCUACCUACCAUCCGUCUUGCCCCAACGUUUGCGCUCGCUACUACGGAAACCCGUGCCUUGGAAAGGAUAAUGUGAUUCAGCCAUCCAUUUCUCUUGUAAAAGGCUCAUCACAUCAUUACGAUCGCAUCUAUGGAGUGCAAAUAUGCCGGAGUAAACAUUUUGAUUUUGGAGAAAAUGAUGAAUUGGUCGAAGGCUAUGCCGCAUUCACAAAUCAGGCAUAUGAAUGCGUGUGCAAGAAAUUCGAAAUGUGCAGACUAUUGUUUGUACUUAAGGGGUACGUGUGGUCAAAAGAGACGAAAUCGUGUAUUUUGGAGGAUGGCUGCGGUGGUAAAUCGAAAUGCGAUCCUCUUGGUACACGAAUGUGCGUCUCUUCGGUUGUGAAUCUGCCGAAUUCCUUAAGUCUUCCGUUUGUUUGUCUUUGCUUCCCUGGUUACAUGGGCCCAAGGUGUGAAAAACGGCGUGACGCCUGCAUUGAGAAUGAAGACCCAAACCAGUUACCGGGAAACCAGGCCUGUCGCGUUUUUCUCGGUAACAGCUGUGAACCUCGAGUUGGCACAAACAUCUAUACUUGCCAUUGCAGUGACCUCUAUGGUAGCGAUGACACGGUAGCAUUUCCUAACUGCUAUCGUCGGAAACAGAUCUGUGCCGGAGUCAUUUGUCGUCGCGGAGAAUGUUUCUCCUCCCGAGACCAACUCAGCUACGUCUGUGUUUGUCAAAUGGGUUGGCGAGGCCGACAUUGUGACAUUCCCGACAUCCGAAUGUGGCUUCCUUGGGAGGGAUGGAGUGGUUGCUCUGCUGAAGUGUGUUCGGGACUCGGUUGGCGACAUCGUAUUCGACAUUGUCGAGCUAAUUUAACUCAACUAGCUGCCGUUGAAGUGGAUAAGGGACUUUGUGAGGGACAAGACGUACAACGGCAACUCUGUAAGGCCACGUGUCCAGACUCGGUCAGCCCUUUCGUAACUCUCAUAAAGAUUAUUCUCGUCUUCUCCCUUGGAUGUGUACUUAUUGUUGUAUUUGUGGGUUUACUGUUUGUGAAGGUGAAAAUUGAGGUUGAUUAA